AUGAAACCAGAAGCUGCCUCGACCCCGCCUGAUUCUGGCUAUGCUACAGAUAGCGACUCGGACGAAUGGCAGCUCUUGGAUGAGGAGACGGACGUCGAAGACCUGGAUCAGGAUCACAUCCACCGUAUUUCCAGACAUGACAUUGUCACUGCCCCAAUCUAUACAAAAGAUGCCUUGUCUCUACUGACCUCCAAGGUCGAUGAUCUUGCUACACAAUACGGUGUCAUGGGCAGAGUACUAGGAAUUCGCGAUAACGCCGAGAUCAUCGUUCCGCAAGACCCUAGGCUUUAUAUCAACACUAAUGCCCCUUUCUCCGCUGUCAUAUGUGGAGUCCAAGGAUCUGGAAAAUCCCAUACCCUCUCGACUGUCCUCGAGAGCAUGUUAAUACCGAACUUCUCACCGAUUGGCAAGCUCCAGAAGGCGCUGUGUGGACUGGUUCUGCACUAUGGUGAGGCAGGGACGGGGGCGCUUCCCAACGAAACCGCCUGGCUUUGUUCAUCGGAAAGCUCUUACGUGCAGGGCCCUCCUAUCCGUGUGUUUGUAUCACGGUCGUCUUUGAAGACGAUGCGAAAGGUAUACGCACCGUUAGGGCCCAAGGUGGUCGUGGAACCUCUUUAUCUCAAGAAGAAGGAAUUGGACGCCCAAGCCAUCUUAUCCAUGAUGGCUAUUUCGUCGUCCGACUCCGCCCCGCUGUAUAUGCAAAUUAUUUUGUCCAUCCUCCGUGACUUGGGCGAAGAAUACGACUUUCAAAGGUUCAUGGCCCAACUGGAUAAGCAUAAGACGAAGUUCAACCCCGCCCAGCUCACCGGUCUCGAGCAAAGGAUGUCUCUAUUGAUGUCCUUCUUGGAACCUGAAGAUGUUCGCAAGGCGAACAAGGGAAAGACCAGAUUUGCUGCGGGAGAACUGACCAUCGUUGACCUGUCAGAUCCAUUUUUGGAUGAAGGCGCAGCUUGCGGAAUCUUCGACAUCGUAACCAGACUUUUUGUUCGUGCGGAUGUUCCGACCGGGAAGGUCCUGGUCGUCGACGAGGCACACAAGUACUUGACGCCGCAUAGGACAGCACAUGGUUUGACGAAGACUCUGACUCGACUCAUUCGCCAGCAGCGACAUCUCGCCAUGAGAGUUUUGAUCAGCACGCAAGAACCCACCGUAGUUCCCGCCGUCCUUCUUGACCUCUGUUCCGUUGCUAUCCUCCAUCGCUUCACUUCGCCAGCUUGGUGGGAGCAUCUCAUUAAGCACGUUUCUGCGGAUUUCUCCAAGAGUGACGCGUUCGAUGAGGUCGUCAAGCUAAAGACGGGCCAAGCCCUCAUUCUCGCUCCCGCAGGUUUAGGCCUGUUUUCCCAGUCACCUCCAACAAGGUCAAAGGAGGAAAGGAAAGGGGAGAGUUCCGGAUCAGGCGAUGCAGUUGCAGUUGAGCCGACUGUCGCUCACAUUGGUCGCCGCUAUAUCAUCAUGAAAACGCGAAGACGUGUAACAGCAGAUGGCGGAGCUUCUAUCCUUGCUGUCAACAGUUGA
This is a messenger RNA of Coprinopsis cinerea okayama7#130, 1515 nucleotides long. RefSeq lists its product as hypothetical. The record is from RefSeq and is a predicted model, not a curated record. The transcript is spliced from 9 exons. The coding region runs from base 1 to 1515 and encodes 504 amino acids. Lineage: Eukaryota; Fungi; Basidiomycota; Agaricomycetes; Agaricales; Psathyrellaceae.